Messenger RNA from Triticum turgidum subsp. durum (durum wheat), 1590 nucleotides. Lineage: Eukaryota; Viridiplantae; Streptophyta; Magnoliopsida; Poales; Poaceae. The record is from the annotation of a GenBank genome assembly.
AUGAAGUCUAGCACCACCUUCGCAGUAGAGAUCCAGCAAGAUGCCGUGGACGCCGCCGACAAGCCGGAUGGCGGCGUGCCCCGGCCGUCUCGGGUCCGCCAUCUCGCUCUUCUCACCGCCACCUUCUGCGCACUGGUCUUCUACGCGCACUACGGCGUACCAGGCAGCAUGGCGUCCGCCCUGUUUAAGCCACCCGUCACCGUUUCAUCCCUUCCCUCGCUAGCCAGCAUCACCAUCGACCAAAACUCCAGACGGGCGGAGCAGCCGGUGAUGCUGAGUGAGGGACAUGCACCGCUCACUCCUCAGGCGACAGUGCUCCAGGCCACUCGGAGCACGGCGGUGCCGGCGCCGACGCGGACGCCGUCCGACCAUUGCGAUGGGCGGUACAUCUACAUGUACGACAUGCCGCCGCGCUUCAACGUCGACCUCCUCCGAGACUGCGGCAAGGGCAGGCUCCACCCGUGGUUGGACAUGUGCCCGUACGUGGCCAACGACGGCAUGGGCCAGCCGCUGGCGGACGACGGGGGCGUCUUCCCCGGCCGUGGCUGCUACUCCACCGACCAGUUCAUGCUCGACCUCAUCUUCCACGCGCGGAUGAAGCGCUACGAGUGCCUGACCAAGGAUCCCUCCCUCGCCGCCGCCGUCUUCGUCCCCUUCUACGCCGGCCUCGAAUCCGGGAGGUACCUCUAUAAUUACAGCAUCUCGACGCGAGACGCGCUCCAGCUCGACGCCAUCGACUGGCUGGUGCGUCGCCCCGAGUGGCGGGCCAUGGGGGGCCGUGACCACUUCUUGGUGGCUGGCCGGACCACGUGGGACUUCCGGCGGGAGGCCGACGUCGACGAGCUGUGGGGCACCAAGCUGCUCACGUACCCGGCCGUCGAGAACAUGACGGCCUUCGUCCUGGAGACAUCCCCGUUGACUCGGAGCAACUUCGCGGUACCCUACCCGACGUACUUCCAUCCUGAGGCCGCCGCCGAUGUGCUCGCCUGGCAAGAGAGACUUCGGAAGGUGAGGCGGAGGUGGCUCUUCUCCUUCGCCGGCGCCCCACGCCCCGGCAGCAAGAAAACCGUCCGCGCGCAGAUCAUCAGGCAGUGCCGCGCGUCCAGCCUGUGCAACCUCUUCCACUGCGGCGGCGUCAUCGGCGGCGGUGCGGCCGACUGCAACUCGCCAGCAGGCGUCAUGCGCGUCUUCGAGACGUCGGAUUUCUGCCUGGAGCCGCGCGGGGACACGGCGACGCGGCGGUCAACGUUCGACGCCAUCCUUGCCGGCUGCAUCCCGGUCUUCUUCCACCCCGGGUCGGCGUACACUCAGUACACGCUGCACUUUCCGAGGGACCACGGGAGGUACUCGGUGCUCAUCCCGCACGCCGGCGUUGCCGCGGGGAACGUGAGCAUCGAGGAGACCCUGAGGAAGAUCCCGCCGGAGGAGGUGAAGAGGAUGCGGGAGGAGGUGGUCCGGCUCAUCCCGAGGGUGGUGUACGCGGACCCCAGGUCCCGGCGCGUGGGCUUCAGGGACGCGUUCGAUGUCGCGCUGGAGGCCGUCAUCGGUCGGGUGGCGAAGCGGCGGCGGGGCGAGGCCGCCGGCCGGUAG